AUUCAAGUGUCAAGUAACCAAGUGAUCCUACUUUAAAAAUGGAUAAAUAUAACCUAACAGCAUAUGAUGAAGAAGAUGAUCUUUAUUCAGGAUUUAAUGAGUUCCAUCCUACAUUGAAUACUUCCAGUCUUAUACAAGACUCUCUUUCCAGAGAUGUAAAACAGCAACAGUCAAUGAUACAGAUGCAGCAAUCAAGAGGUGUUACAGCAUCCCAUGGAGCAAAUACACCUGCAGUUGCCAGGCCAAUCACUGCCAUUCGUGGUGCUGGAUAUACCUCUUCAAGGAUAACAACAGCCAAUCAGACCUAUGAUCCGUUGAACCAGUCAGGAAGAGUAACAACACCUUUUACAGAACCGAAAACUGUUGAUCCUCCAGAAAAACAAAUGAAGAUGCUGGAGAGCAGCAUUCACCGAAUUGUGGAAGAAUCCAUCCUCGCAAAUAGUAAGGAAGAAUUCAGAGUGGCACUGGAUAAGGCCAAAGAAGCAGUUAACAAAGAAAAAAGUCUUAUUCGACAAAAAGAACAAUCUGGAAUGGGAGAAUCAAACAAUGAUUUGGCUUUCAUGGUGUUAUUCAAUCUCGCUAAUCAGUAUGUUGCCAACGGUUUGUUUUCUGAAGCAAUGUCGUCCUACCAACAGUUGAUUAAAAAUCGUACAUUCGCCAACAUCGGCCGGUUACGUCUCAAUAUUGCUAAUUUGCAUUUCCGGCUCGGACAGUAUGCCCUUGCAUUGAAGCAGUAUCGGAUGGCAUUGGAUCAAGUUCCAGCCCAUUUCACAACACUAAGGACAAAAAUCAUGCAAAACAUCGGUUUGCUAUUCAUAAAAAUGGGACAGUACAAUGAUGCCUGUACUAGUUUUGAAUUUGUUAUGCAAGAAAAACCCGAUUUCAAAACGGGUUUGCACAUGGUUCUCAGUUACUACGCAUUGGCAGAUCGCGAAAAUAUGCGGAAAGCGUUUCUGCGCUUGUUGGAUGUCCAUGCAGAGUUGGAUGAUUUCGAGAAACUCGUGCCGGAGGGUGACGCCCAAUGGAAUUCUUUGCGAGAAGCUUUGAAUAAUGAUUCCUUGCACCGUUUGGAGCGCCAGGCCAAAUUUGAAGGUGAAAGAUGCAUACUGAUGGCUGCCAAGUUAAUCUCUCCUGUGAUCGAAGAUACCUUCACGGUGGGCUACCAAUGGUGCGUUGAGGCUAUCAAAGAGUCAACCCACAACCAUCUAGCCGACGAUUUGGAGAUCAAUAAAGCCGUACUCUUGUUACGCCAGAAGGAUGUGGCGCAAGCUACUGAAACGUUGAGAAGUUUUGAAAAACGCGCGAAUAAAAUGGCUACCAACGCAGCCGUCAACCUGUCGACAAUUUAUUACCUGCAAGGUGAUGUUGCAAGCGCCGAGAAAUAUGCCGAAAUAGCUCGAGAUUCGGAUCCUUACAACGCAGCUGCUUUUGUCUGCUUAGGCAACUGUUCUCUGCGACGUUCGGAUUUGAACAAAGCCAAAGAUUUUUUUCUCUGCGCGUUGGAUAAUGACGCUGCUUGUGUUGAAGCAUUAUACAAUCUCGGUCUGACGUAUCGAUCAACCAGCCAGCUUGAAAAGAGCAUGGAGCAGUUCGUCAAAUUGCAAACGGUGCUGCGUCACCAGCCCGAGGUCCUGUUCCAGAUAGCUAAUCUUAACGAGGAGCUCGGCAAUGAUGAACAAGCUGUCGAAUGGUAUUUGCAAGUUCAUACGGUUGUGCCGUCGGAUGAAGGCAUCCUACAGAAAUUGGGAGAAACUUUUGAUCGUCUAGGAGACAGGCAACAGGCUUUUCAGUACUAUUCGGAUUCGUAUCGUCACUAUCCAUCGAAUUUGGAAGUGAUUCGGUGGUUGGCGGCCUAUUACACGGAGAUGCACGUCCCGGAGAAAGCGAUUUCGUUGUACGAACGUGCAGCACAAAUGCGCCCUAAUGAAGUUCAAUGGCAGUUGGCAGUGGCGAGCUGCACACAACGAGUUGGAAACUAUCAUAAAGCUCUGCAAAUUUUGAAGAGUACCCGUUCCAAAUUUCCCGAAAAUAUCGAAUGUUUGAGAGCUUUGAUCCGGUUAUGCACCGAUCUCGGGUUGAAAGAGGCUGGAGACUAUGCAUCCGAUUUACGUAAAUUGGAGCACAGCCAGAACGAAACGAUGCAGGAGAAUAAGCGAACUGGCACAAGCGUGACCUACAGUAGCGGACGAGGUUCAGGACUGAGUUCGGCUGCGAGCGGAGUAGACGCAACGCUAAAAAGCCAACCGACUUCAGCGGAAUCACUUUCGAAAUCAACUCAUUUGUAUCAAACUACUCCCGUCGAUACGAGUUACCAGGAUCAACUGGGUCCGUUACAUGAUCGUCCUAGAACUAGCCGGCGGCUGAUGAAUGUCGAAACAGAUGAUCUGGAUGUAGGCAGCGAUCUGUUGCCUCUGUGAAGAAGAAAAAAAAAAAAGAGAAACGGGCAGCAGCGCACUCACGUGAUUAUGUAAUCUAGGGAAAAAAAGAUGUCUCUGUUAUAAUGUAGACACUCUGAGUAAUUUGUUUUUCGUACCAUUGGUUGUCCAAUCGCCCGCUUCGAUGUUUUAAGGGGUUUCUGGUAAGUUUUUUUUUGUCUUUUAUGCGUCAAGACAUUUACGCUGGAACGUCUCGUGUACUUGCAUGGCGCUGUACAAAUUUACAACA
Molecule: messenger RNA, 2664 nt
Organism: Daphnia carinata
Lineage: Eukaryota; Metazoa; Arthropoda; Branchiopoda; Diplostraca; Daphniidae
Gene: nompB
Product: intraflagellar transport protein 88 homolog
Exons: 15
Coding region: 39-2417 (792 amino acids)
Biological process (GO): intraciliary transport; non-motile cilium assembly
Cellular component (GO): ciliary base; centriole; non-motile cilium
Molecular function (GO): kinesin binding
Source: RefSeq, a predicted model, not a curated record